This is a messenger RNA of Dichotomopilus funicola, 852 nucleotides long. Its product is annotated as RmlC-like cupin domain-containing protein. Bases 1 to 852 code for a protein of 283 amino acids. The transcript has a single exon. NCBI's taxonomy places the organism in Eukaryota, Fungi, Ascomycota, Sordariomycetes, Sordariales, Chaetomiaceae. The record is from RefSeq and is a predicted model, not a curated record.
AUGUCCAACUCUCUUCGUCAUGCCAAGAUUACUCCCCACCGGUCCGCUGCUCGCGGACACGCAGAUCACGGCUGGCUGAACACUUACCACUCCUUCAGCUUCUCGAGUUGGUACAAUUCCAAGUUCACCCAGUUCGGCUCGCUCCGGGUGCUCAACGAGGAUCGGGUGAAGGGCAACUCAGGCUUCCCCGAACAUCCGCACAGCGACUUCGAGAUCUUCAGCUACAUCCUCUCCGGCGAGCUCACGCACACCGACUCGACACACAAAGAGAGCGACACCACCGAGUCGGAACUGUACCGCAAGAUCACGCGGGGCGACAUCCAAUUCACGACAGCCGGCACGGGGGUCACCCACGCGGAGUACAACUACGCCCAGGACCCUGUUCACUUCCUGCAAAUUUGGGCUAUCCCCUGGAAGCGCGGGCUUACACCACGGUACGCUUCUGGCCGGUACAGCGAUGAGGACAAACGAAAGGGUUUCGUCAACCUCCUGAGCCCGCUCAAGGCCGGAGUCGACGCGACGGCGGCGGAAGAAAAAGCUGGGGAGCCAACUAUACCCGGCACAAUACCCAUCCACGCCGACUUCGUGAUGGGCGCGGGCCUGAUCGAGCCCAGCGGCAAGUUCGAAUGGACUGUCGGCGCGCAGGCAACCGAGGCGACCAAGAGGAAGGUCUACGUACACCUUCCCAUGACGAAGGGCGGUAAAGCGAAGAUUAGGCUAGAUGGGCGGGAAGAUGAUGUAUUGGUAGAAGGGGACGGCGCGUUUGUUGAAGGCGUCAAUGCGGGUGAUAAACUGAUUGUGGAGAGCGUGGGCGACGCAGAGGCGGAAGUUGUGGUUCUCGAUACAGCAUAA